Exophiala mesophila is the source of this 2617-nucleotide messenger RNA. RefSeq lists its product as uncharacterized. The transcript has 3 exons. Gene Ontology annotation, molecular function: CDP-diacylglycerol-glycerol-3-phosphate 3-phosphatidyltransferase activity. NCBI's taxonomy places the organism in Eukaryota, Fungi, Ascomycota, Eurotiomycetes, Chaetothyriales, Herpotrichiellaceae. Gene Ontology annotation, biological process: cardiolipin biosynthetic process. Gene Ontology annotation, cellular component: mitochondrion. The record is from RefSeq and is a predicted model, not a curated record. The coding region runs from base 1 to 1725 and encodes 574 amino acids.
AUGUUUGCACGGAGCUGUGGGGCUGGCGGGCGUCUACUUCUUCGACACGGCAGCUGCACCGCCCGACGAGCAUCAUCUCUCCGCGCACCGCAUGCUUUGGCUCGACGCAGAUUCACAUCCUCUGCUCCUCGACCGCAGGAUGGAGCACUUUCUCCUGCUACACAUCCGCUUGCCGGUGUGACCUCCGAGUUUGACCACAUAGCCCCACGUUUCGAAGUAGACCCUUCGCAGAUCGAGAUCCUCGAUAGCCCGGUCGUCUUUUACGAGACUUUAAAGGCUAAAAUCAGAGGUGCAAAGCGCCGGAUCUUCCUUUCGACGUUGUACAUUGGAAAGACGGAGCAUGAGCUGGUGGCUACAUUAAAAGAAGCACUUGAGAAUAAUCCCAAGCUCGAACUGUCCAUCUUGACGGAUGCAUUGAGAGGCACCAGAGAAGAUCCGAAUCCAUCAUGCGCUACACUUCUGGCGCCGUUGAUCUCGCAGUUUGGAGACAGGGUCAAGAUCUCCAUGUUCCAUACCCCGAAUUUGAAUGGCUGGAAGAAGAGAUUCAUGCCGAAGCGCAUCAAUGAAGGAUGGGGACUGCAGCACAUGAAGCUUUAUGGCUUUGACGAUGAGAUCUUGCUGUCUGGCGCGAACCUCUCUGACGACUAUUUUACCAAUCGACUCGAUCGGUAUCACGUCUUUUCUUCCAAGGAAUUGACCGAUUUUUAUUGCGCGAUCCAUGACGCCGUUUGUGAUUUGUCAUAUCAACUCAUGCCUUCUGAUCAGACUCCUGGGGGAUGGGAACUUCUCAGCCCUCAUGAACGCGGGUUUCCUGACCCUCUCUGGCACACGAAGAAAUUCAAGCAGUACGCGAAGCAGACUCUGAAACCUCUGAUACAGCCAAAAGCCAGACAGAAGAUAUUGCCGGUCCCGUUCACCGAAGACAAGACUUUUGUUUACCCGUUGGCACAAUUUGAUAUCCUUCUUGGCCAGCCGAAGAAAGUUGUUUUCCAAGACGAUGGAUAUGGCAUCCGUCACAACUCGACCGAGAAACCGGUCUUGAUCAAACUGUUGGGAAGUGUUGCUGAAGAUGCACGGUUGCAUGAUUCGUCGUGGACAUUCACGGCGGGAUACUUCAAUAUUGAUCCGGUCAUUCGCGACUUAUUGAUCGCGGCUGCACCGGACAGAAAUACACAAAAACAGGGGAUAGAGUCAGGUCCGCCUGAAAAGCCGUGCACUGUCAUCACGGCUUCACCCUGGGCGAAUGGCUUUUACGGGAGCAAGGGCGUCAGCGGAAUGUUACCCGCUGCAUAUACACUUCUUUCACGACGAUUCCUUCGCGAAGUUGCCCAAAAUGGCAAGGAGGACGUGAUUCAAUUGAAAGAAUGGCGCAAAGGCACAGUCGGAGAGCCCGAUGGGAUGACGUACCACGCCAAAGGUCUGUGGUUGACUCUACCCUCGAUCGCAGCACCCAAUGGAUCUAUGGUCGCAGAGUCGGGCCCGAGUGUGUCUCUCGUGGGAAGUAGUAAUUACACAAAGCGAAGCUACAGCCUCGAUCUUGAGGCGGGAGCUUUGAUCGUGACUGGCGAUGAAGAUCUCAAAGCAAGGCUCAGGAAGGAGACGGAGAAUUUACAAGAGAAUGCAUCGGUGGUCACACAGGAUGACCUGUCAAAGAUUGAAAGAAGAGUUGGGUUUAAAGUCAGGGCAUCACUUUGGCUUGUGGAAGCCCUUGGUGGAGCGCUUUGAGGUGUCAGACCAACUGGCCAGCAACAACGUCGCAACACAAGUUAUGGUUGCCAUGUACUUCCCUGUCCAUCUCUUUCAGCCCGAGUUGCCAGUUGCUGGCAAACGAUUCUUGCGAUCACUCGCAAAACCCGCAGAAAAGAAACCUGUUCGUGAUGAGGACAGCGGCAGCGGCAGGAGAUCAGCGUCAAAGCGGUCAAUGGGGACGAGCGCGUCGUUGUCGCAAUUUCUGCUGUUUGCGCUUGCGACAGGUCCUGGUGGACAGAUUACUCCAUGAGACGUUCUCGGCAUCAAGCCCGGUCGAGUCAUUCAAUAUUCUCACAUGAGUCACUGAGGCGACGACGAACAGUGUCUAGUCUUUGGACGAUGCGCGCGACAUGGAGGUAAGAGGAAUCGACAUGAAAGGAGAAAUCACAGAGGAUCCUGGAAGAAAAACUGAUGUUAGACACGGGGAGAGCGGUCGAUACCCGUUUGAUCCCCAACAUGAAUACCCUCGACAUCAACAGGUACUGUAAACACAGAUUUCCAACGACCAGAAAAUAAAAAUUUCUAUCGCCACUCGCUACUCUUCACUCAGCGACCAAAACGCAUGCGCUCGCUUGCACACACGCCGAACGCCGACAACGGUGUGACAGAGAGAUGGAUCUUCAUUGGACAGUUCCAUCCCUACUUGGAAAAUAGACAACAAAGAUUCUUUGAAGCGAAGGGACAGAGAAAAUAAUUGAUGCCGAGUCGGCCCUGUCUGCAUGAUAGUGGACCUCGGUUCAAGUCUAGGACAAUGGCGGUAAGGACACCGCCGCUUUGGGUCGACGUGGGUGUAAGAUCUACGAGUAUACAGCAGAGAUCUCGGGGGGUCGGAAUGGAGACAAUGCAUCAUGCAUCUAUGUACAGUAGU